AUGGCUGGUGGAAAAAUAUCAAAAUUGUUCGGAUUUUAACUUGAAAAUUCUUAUAUUUUACUAUGAAUCCCACCACAGGAAGCUGACGGAAGCUUUCUAAUACCUUAAUGACUGUCUGGACACGUUGGUUAUGUUGAUCAAGCUGCAAAUAUGGCGGAUUUUCACGCAUUUUGUAGCCGUGGUUUUGAUUUCUUGUUUCGUUGAGUCACAAUUUGAAGAGAAUUUCAUAGCGUCUUCUUCUUUUUUACCGAUUUAUAAUGAUUCAGCUGCAAUGGCUUCGUCUUCGUGGGCCGUUAGGAUACCAUUUUAUUCACAUAUGGAUGAGAAAGACUUGCAUUUUUUAGCAGAUAAGAUCGCACACGAAGCCGGUCUUUACAACAUGGGUCAGAUUGGUGGCCUUAAAAGACACUAUUUAUUUUACCACAAAUCGUUCAAAAAUGACAGCAAACAACACAGCACAGAGACGGCUAGAAUACGACACAGUGUUACAGAAUUACUUGGUAAUCAUCCUCACGUAGAAUGGUUUAAACAAGAAGUGGUUAGGAAGCGUUAUAAACGUGGAUUGCAGUUUCAAGAUCAGUACUUCCCAAACCAGUGGCAUUUGGACAAUCUGCGAUAUGUUGGCAAUGAUAUCAAUGUUACGGGAGUAUGGGAAAAUAACAUUACUGGACAAGGGGUAGUUGUAUCUGUUAUUGAUGAUGGUGUUGAAUGGACAAAUCCUGAUAUUCUGGAUAACUAUUCAUCUGAGGGUAGCUGGGAUAUUAAUUCAAAUGAUCCUGAUCCGAUGCCCAGAGCUGACGAUGCAGGUCUCAAUCACCAUGGUACAAGAUGUGCGGGAGAGAUCGCAGCAGUUCCUAAUACAUACUGUGCAGUGGGAGUGGCCUAUGGCGCUAAAGUCUCAGGUGUGCGUAUUCUUGAUGGACCAAUGACAGAUAGCCUGGAAGCCAUGGCAUUCAAUACUAAACUACACAUCAAUGAUAUCUACAGCUGCAGUUGGGGUCCUGAUGACAAUGGUAAAACAGUAGAUGGACCACAUCAACUAGCCCAGGCUGCUCUUGCGCAUGGUGUAUUAGCUGGUCGUCAUGGUUACGGCAGUAUAUUUGUCGUUGCAUCUGGUAAUGGAGGUCACUUUAAAGAUAACUGUAACUUUGAUGGAUAUGCUAACUCCAUCUACACAGUAACGAUAGGUGCUGUUGAUGAAGUGGGUGACAUGCCAUACUAUGCUGAACACUGUGCUGCUAUGCUUGCUGUUACCUACAGUAGUGGACAAGGAAUGCAAAGAAACAUYGUCACUACUGACUGGAGGUUAGGAACUGGUACAGGAUGUACAGACAAGCACACGGGGACAUCAGCUGCUGCUCCUCUUGCUGCUGGAAUGAUAGCACUGAUGAUGCAAGCCAGGCCGUGUUUAACAUGGAGAGACGUACAACAUGUCAUUGCCAUGUCAGCUUUCAAGCAUUCAGUAGAUGAUGAUGAUUACCAUACGAACAACGCCGGCUAUCAUCACAGUCAUAAGUAUGGAUUUGGCGUCUUGGAUUCCUGGAGACUGGUAACCACUGCACAGAUGUGGAAGAGCGUUCCUUGGAUGACGUCAUGGUCAUCGCCCGUCAUUCAUGUUAACAGAGCCAUCCCAUCAACCAAUAAGAUGACAGAGAGUUAUCGAGGUCUCCCGAAGGGUUCGUGGAUUGGACCUUUUCAACCGUUAGGUGCUGGGGCGAGACCCCCGAAGGCGUCUGGACACUAAUCGUCAUUGAUAAUGGUAAUGAUCAUGCUCGGGGUUACUUGAUGGACUGGAAGAUCACUCUAUAUGGAUCAGCACUGUCACCAGCCGACAUCAAGCAAAGACGGAGUAUCAUGGAGGAAGGUAUCAGCGGUAAAUAUCUUCACACCGACAAAGCCCCUCCCUGCCCCCCUCCCCCUUCGUCAGUCAAGAGCCAAGAAAUYAUGUCUGAACGAAUGCUCAAGGUUCUUCUGUUAUUCAGUGGUUUCUGUUUCCUAAUUGCUAUAUACUACGUACUAGAUGUAGUGUUUGAUAAUGAAGGCCUUGGUCCACCACAACCAGUUGAGGAGAAAGUAGAGAAUAAAGAACCUUCUCCAUUGAUUCCUGCCAAACUAGCCGAAGAGGACUGGAAACGACUGAGUAACCUGUUAGAGUCUGGUGAAAAGAAUACACGACCGUCAUCGACCAACCAGACAUCUCAACGAAAAGGAUUUCAAUCUAGUCCAUCGUAUUCCUCAAACAGUAACCAAAAUAACCCUGCUCUGCCUUCUCAGCCAUCAUCUACUGUAAUUCCUACAGACACUGUAGUACCUAUUGAAAGCAAAACAAGCUCGUCUAGAACGUUCUUUGGUAAAAGACGUGUUUUGUCGCCUUCAGAUGAAGUAAGACGAGUGAAAGAUUUUGAGAAGAGAUUACGAUACGCCAUGGAACAGAGCUUGAAGCUGCAAACCAAACAGUUAAAAGACAUCGAUGAACUUGAAAACGAACUACAACAAGCAACAGAAGAGAGCCUUAUUGCACAUGCGCUUGAGCAAAGAUUUUAUAACAGUAUUAGCCAUACCCCUCCCCCGGAGAGUACGAAUAUCAAUAAACCAACUAAGAUUCGACAGUCUAACGCCUCUGCUGGUCGAUCCAUUAGAAAACCCAUUAAAGGAAUAUUGAAAAAGAGCAAGUCUUAUUUGAGCUCUUCCAGAUAGCAUUCAAGUACCAUAACAACGGCUGUGUGACGUCACCAUUCGUAUCAUAAUUUCAAGAUAAAUCCCAUGGACUGCAGUAUCACUGCCGCACAAGGCCUAGCACAAGGCAUACUUUUAAAUCAUACAAGCGUUAAGCGAUAUCACUUCAUGAGAGCUUUUAAGGGUGGCGUUAAUCGUAUGGGAAAACGACUUUCGGGUUCACGGCUAAAAGUUCCUCAUUCAGGAACGGCCCUUUUUGCGAGGAACUAUACCGUAGCCGUAUAGUUCCUCGUGUGAGGAGGAUUUUGACUUAUUUUAUCGACUGCAAUUGUUUGAUUUUCCCUUUGCUAUCCUACUAGCCUUUGCAACGCUCAAAUACUUUUGACUGAUUGAAAAGGGUCAAUGUAUAGGUUUGAUAAAGCAGUUUAGGAUAUUUGCCAUUCAAAGUUUUUGUUAAAAGAAUGUUUUUCAGAACAAAAACUUUUCGAUUCGAUGAGAUCUAUUUUGACAAUUAACGGCCAUAAAUUGGCAUAAAAUAUGAGAAAGUAUUUUUAAGAAAUAUUUUUCACACUUGGGGAAAAAAUGAUAUAUAUUCAAUAUAUUUAUUAUUUCAAAGAAUAGCUGGUUUAAGUCGUUUUAAACUUUGAACAAUUCGUUUUGUUAGAAUCUUACUUAGGUAGUAAUCAGACUUAGUUGCAGUCAGACUUUAAAAUAGAAUAGACUUUCAUUCUUUACAAUAGUUUAAAGUUUAUUAGGCAUUUAAAACUUGAACUAUUUUGUCGCUUUAAACUUUAAACAACUUUGUUUGUUAGCAUCUUGCUUAUACCACAUUCACAACAAGGCUUAAACAUGUUUUAAAGUGGUUUAACUAAACAGGUUUGGAAAACUAUCUACGAACACUGCACUAUAUUUGGUGAAAUGAUGCAUGUAAGCUAUCCUUUGUCUUGCUCUGACAAUAUUCUACAAAGUAUUAUAUUGUAGGUUUCUAGUUUCUCAAUUUUUUUCCUAAUGAAAGCAUAGUUUAACUAAACACUUUUAGGUGUGAAUAGGGUAUUAGAAUGAAGGCAUUUAACCCGUGAAAUAAAACUAAAUACUACUCAACGUUAAUAGUUAAAUAGACAAAAAAGAAAACUAUAAAGUGUGUCAGUCUAAUAUCUUUUUUCUAAUAUCUAAAUGCCUUCACUCUAAUGCACGUAGUUGUAAUCAGACUUUUAAUAGAAUAAACUUUCAUUCUUUAAUA
Molecule: messenger RNA, 3916 nt
Organism: Actinia tenebrosa (Australian red waratah sea anemone)
Lineage: Eukaryota; Metazoa; Cnidaria; Anthozoa; Actiniaria; Actiniidae
Product: proprotein convertase subtilisin/kexin type 7
Biological process (GO): protein processing
Cellular component (GO): Golgi membrane; trans-Golgi network
Molecular function (GO): serine-type endopeptidase activity
Source: RefSeq, a predicted model, not a curated record